AUGCCCUCACCAAGUGACCCAAAUCUUUCUAUUAUCAUAAAUCCCAGCGCAAAGAAGCAUGAACAUGCGACCGAAGAGCACGUUUUGAACACCACACAUCCACGGUCCCUCGACAAGUUGAACGAGGUCGAUCACACAGUCUCAGAAAUGGGUCACAACCACGAAGCCAAUGUUGAGGACGUGGUGGCUCAUGUCCAUUCCGACGAUGACAACUCAGAUAACGAUAAUGAGGCGAACCAGGACGUACAAGUCCAUAACGAUUCGUCCAAAAAUAACUCUUCAGACAACCACGAUGACACGGAUGGGACGUUGGAUGCACAUUCCUCCGGCGGUGAAAGGACUCUCUACUACGAAACUAUAGAGGACAUGUGUGGUACCGUAGAAGGACGCAUCUACCGUUUGUUCGACGCCAGCUUCAGCCGAAACAUCCCUGCUUACAAUCCGUAUGAGUGGUUGAAUUUUAUGAAACAUAAAGUCUCAUACGUGAUCAAGCGACCCGUAACUUUGCCACCCAGAGACCAUGGCCAUUGGGUGGCUAGAAGGGUCUACAUAGAAGAACACAAAGAGCUUUGUGGCAUGUAUAUUGUCAAACACAACUUAGAAUGGACUCAGAACGGCAGAGCCCACUGUUUCGAGCGUCUUCAAUGUCAUCGCUUUGCUGCCAUGAUGUUGCCAGCUUUUCGCCAAUCUAUUUGCAUCCACAAAGACAGAAAAGAACACAAGCGCGGAACGCCCAACGAUAUGCACCGGGCUAUGUAUUCAGAAUCACAGGGGUUGAAGCUUCCAGCAAUGUCGGUCAUGCAGACUCUAGCUCAUCUAUUCAACAUCGACGAUAAUCCGCGAUGGGUAAUUUGCGAGGCCAAAUCCGACGCAAUCACCUCUCACCGAUUCAUUGAGGAGGAUAACUUUCAAAACUUUCCUCAGGCAAAGAUGACUUGGACAGAGCUUAUAUUCGCUUGGGUUCAUUAUACUUACAAGGUAACUGGGAGACGCACACUAUUUACCAGUCUCGAAUGUAAUGAAGAGGGCCAUAUAACGAAUAUAGUUAUGGCUACAAAAGGGAAUCCACCACACUGCAACGACAGCGCGGAAAUGCUAGCAAAAAUCAACCGUGCCUUCAUCAAGUUUUCUGAACAACACGAUUGCAAUAAAAUAUGUGAACAUUUAUGUCUCACCAAGUUUAAAAGGAACCAAGGAAGCGGAGGCAAGCAAGUCGCGGUUAUACAAUGCAUGUUGUACGUUAUUGAUCGCGCGGAUGUCUUCCCGUUAUCUCCAAACGGAUAUCAAACGGUAAAAUGUUACAAUUUAGGUAACUUUGUUUAUACAUAA
Melampsora larici-populina 98AG31 is the source of this 1329-nucleotide messenger RNA. RefSeq lists its product as uncharacterized. The transcript is spliced from 8 exons. The record is from RefSeq and is a predicted model, not a curated record. Gene Ontology annotation, biological process: protein phosphorylation. NCBI's taxonomy places the organism in Eukaryota, Fungi, Basidiomycota, Pucciniomycetes, Pucciniales, Melampsoraceae. Gene Ontology annotation, molecular function: protein serine/threonine kinase activity; ATP binding. The coding region runs from base 1 to 1329 and encodes 442 amino acids.